AUGCACUCAAGAGAUUUUGCAUCCCAGGCUAUGCAUCAGGCAAGCAAGCAGUUUCCAAAGGCAUUUGAGGGGCAAAGAAGGCCAAAGAUGAAGAUUCCCGACUUUCCUUCUGAGAUUGAGAAGGACCAGGCGUCCUUUUUUUCCUUUGACACAUCGAUUCAGCCGCCUCCGCUUAGCACAACAAACUGCUUUAUUACUGAGACAACAAAUACAGAUCCCAAUCUACUGAGGUCUACCAUGUACACUCUUCCAACAGAUACGGACACGUUUGAGUCGAUGGAGAUUCCUUUUGGGCUUGUUCUCAAUCCCUUCAACCAGAAGGCCAUGGCUACUGAGCUAGAUAAGGAUAUUUCGGCAAGAUGCUGGCAGUGUCAAAGCUAUGUCAAUAUAUUCACCAAGAUUGAGGGAAAUGUUUUCUAUUGUAAUAUCUGUAAUUCAAAAAAUCAGGUAAAGGAAGGAAUAAGCAAUGAGAUCACAAGAUACUCCACAAUAGAAUAUGUUACCAGGAAAAAGAACGAAGAAAGGGUCGUAAAAACAGAAUCGGGAAACAUGGUUUCUGAAAACUUGUUCAGGACUACUAUGGUUUAUGGUCCGGUGUUUAUUUUUGCAAUUGAUACAACUACUCCUAUAUUAAUGGAGAAUGCAGUGAAGGCUAUGGGGCAUCUCAUAAGGGAUGAAAACUUCCAGUUUCUAUUCAAGAAGAUAGUGGUUGCUUUGUUUUCAGAUACCGUCUCAUUAGUUAGGUCAUCAGGUGGGGUAAUAACAGAAGUCCUGCUAUCCGAUAAGCUCCAGCUUCCAUUUAUUUCUCCAGAGUUCUUAAUGGACGUUGAAGAUAGCAAGGGGAUGGAGCUAUUAGUGGAAUAUGCCUCAAGAAUACCUUUAAGCAAAGGAGGGGCUGGCAACGGAUUUGCUGAUUGCCUGAAGGUUGGGAUCUCGAUAACGGGAUACUGCAGAGGUUCAAAGAUGGCCGUGUUUACCAAUGCCCAGGGCAAACUAGAUUACGAGGAGAUGGCAAAACAGCUUAUUGAAGUGGGGUGUACUCUGAAUACCUUUUCUAUGCAAAAGAUAUCUGCACCCAGGCUAUGCUCCUUGACUACUGGUAGAAGUUUUGUAUACACAUCCGAAACUAUUGCAAGGCUAACAGCAGACCUGACAAAUCUGGGGACCACAAAAAGUUCCUACAAAGUAAGGGUUGAAGCAAAGACUUCUGACGCCAUAAGAAAGCUAAGCUUCUACGGAAAUACUGCCUUUGAGCAUCUUGGGUUCCAGGACUUUGCACAAAUGGAUGACAAGACCACAUUUGGAAUGACAUUUUCUCUUGAGGAGUCAUUACAAAACAAGUCUAAAGUAUACGUCCAGAUGAUACUAAGCUUCUACUGUUUCGAUGGCUCAAGCCGGGUUCUCGUGAUGAAUACAGGCUUUGAGACAUCAUCAAGGAUUUCGGAGGUUUAUGCAAGCCUCAGCUUUGACACUUUGGCAUGCAUAUAUGCAAAGUAUAUUGCAAUGGACAAAGGCACCGUCAAAGAGCAUAGCAAGAAGGUUGAAAAUUCGAUUAGCCGGUCUCUCAAGUAUUACAGAAGUAGCUGCUGCAAAGAAGCAUCCAGCUCCCAAUUUGUUCUUCCGGAAUCCAUUAAGCUAAUUCCUCUCAUAUACCAAUCUAUGAUGAAGAAUAGCUUUUUUUCUAAUAGCAUAAGCGAAGAUAAUAUAUCUCAGAUAACAAACUUUACUGUCGAACAAAAUCUCAGGUUUUUCUAUCCACGGCUGUUUGCAUUUACCGACUUUUACAUAGACAAAUCUUUGGAGAAGGUCAAGGCUCUUAAGCUUAGUGCAGAGUCCCUCAACUCUGAGGAAAUCUAUGUCCUGGAUAACUCCCAAAAAAUAUAUAUUUACAUUGGGGAAAGCGUAGAUGCAUCUUUAAAGGAGGCUAUAUUUACAGACAAGACAGAAGAAAACGAAGUUCUGCGUAAGAUGAUCGAAGAGUUCUACUCUUACUACGACAGUGAACUGCCGGUUGUGUUUGUAGAAGAAGGAAAAGGAGGGCUUGAAAUUGAGUUUGUUGGAUACCUAGUCGAAGACAGGCUCAACAAUAUACCUUCUUAUCCAGAUUACAUAUGUGAACUUCAUUUCAAAGUUAAGAACGCCUGA
Messenger RNA from Encephalitozoon hellem ATCC 50504, 2145 nucleotides. RefSeq names its product Sec23 domain-containing protein. Gene Ontology annotation, molecular function: zinc ion binding; SNARE binding. The transcript has a single exon. Gene Ontology annotation, cellular component: COPII vesicle coat; endoplasmic reticulum exit site. Gene Ontology annotation, biological process: COPII-coated vesicle cargo loading; endoplasmic reticulum to Golgi vesicle-mediated transport; intracellular protein transport. The record is from RefSeq and is a predicted model, not a curated record. NCBI's taxonomy places the organism in Eukaryota, Fungi, Microsporidia, Unikaryonidae. Bases 1 to 2145 code for a protein of 714 amino acids.